Molecule: messenger RNA, 609 nt
Organism: Opisthorchis viverrini
Lineage: Eukaryota; Metazoa; Platyhelminthes; Trematoda; Opisthorchiida; Opisthorchiidae
Exons: 2
Coding region: 1-504 (167 amino acids)
Biological process (GO): spliceosomal complex assembly; spliceosomal snRNP assembly
Cellular component (GO): nucleus; SMN complex
Source: RefSeq, a predicted model, not a curated record
AUGCACCAUUCCUCGACUUUCACAGCCUUGCUUGAUAAACGGGUAAAAUUUCACUGCCAGUACGAUCGAUGCUUUGAAGGUUACGUGUACGCAGUGGAUCCCGAGAGCGGAAAUUGCGUGAUCUAUGAGAAUCCUGAGAAAGGGGAAAACUUGCCAACAGUUAUUUGUGCUUGGGCCAUUAAAUUCACAGAGGUCAUCGAGGACGAACUUCCAGAAAAGGUUAGAGGUUUUUUCGAUGGGCUGCACAGUAUCGAAACUGGCAACGACGUGGAAGACCGGUCGAACCCCCUACCUUCUUCCGAGAGUUUUGAAGAAAGGAGAAAGCAUUUGAUUGACCUAUUUCAGGCCAACUUCAUCGAGCUCAAGCCGGAAAUGAAUGACGUAUUCUCAGUCAAUGGUGUCGUAUUCAUUCACCCUCCCUAUACAAUUGAUACGUGUUCAAGUACAAAUGUGGUUGCCUUGGACCGAGUGAAGAAACUUCUCAGGUCGAUUGGCCCCUCUUAGUAGAUUUUCCAGUGCAUUUCUGCAAAAAAAAGCGUCAUGCAGUAUGUGCCCAAAAUUUUUUUGUCUAUUGUGGAUCAUUUUUAUACAGCUUUUAAUAGAAAAAAG